Penaeus vannamei (Pacific white shrimp) is the source of this 1361-nucleotide messenger RNA. NCBI's taxonomy places the organism in Eukaryota, Metazoa, Arthropoda, Malacostraca, Decapoda, Penaeidae. The record is from RefSeq and is a predicted model, not a curated record.
UCACGGUCAGGCCCAAGAUUAGGGGCAACAAGCACAACUUUACCUCAGGCUCCAGCACGAUAGAGAGAAGUCACGGGAUGAAGUCUGGAGGGGUUCGGGAAGGGUUAACAACAACGUCAAAUAAUAAUUUUGACCUUGGAACACACCAGACAUUACCCAAAGGUUUUAAGCAUAAUAAAGUCCCACCUCCAGUAAAACCAAAACCUUCUCCCUUAGUUAUACCUAACUCUGCCUAUAACGCUAAUAAUGAAUUUGGGGAAGUCAGCACGACACCAGAAAGCACAAGCACUGAUGGUAGCAAUCAAGAUUCAGUAAAUCCUCUCCCACUACCCCCUCGAGAUCGAACAAGACAAGCUGCACCCCUUACUAAACCCCGCCAUCAGAGAAAACACCCACUCAUCAUCCCUGGUGGCGUGACCAACUCUUUGCUCCGUGGGGGAGGUCACGUGCCAGCUUUAGCGAGUGUGAGUGACAAAAGUGAGCACACCGGCAGUCGGUUGGUCAUCCAGCAUACCCAUAAUCCCUUGCUGGAGACUCAUGGCACAGCUGCGGCAACUACAUCACCAGCUGAUGGAUUUACUAGCGAUGAGGCUACGAGCCCUUCUGGUCCUAGACUACCACCAGCCAAACCUCCUAGAUUAUUUACAAGUACGAGUGCCCUGGAUGACAGCUUUGAGAGUCAAGUGGCCAGUGAGAUGGAUGCCUUGGAUGACAUUCAGGAGGAAGAGCAAAGUCUCUCUCCUGUAGGUCCUCUACCUCCUCCCUUUCCUAACUCAGAUGCCUUCACUAACUCUUCUGACCCUCAUGUAACCACUAAUGGCUUUGGGGAGGGACCAGGAGGCGGCAGUGGGUCCCUUUACCAGUCUGGGGAUCAUGUGUCUUGUGAAGACCUGCUGGACUUUGCCAUGGACCGACCCAACUCGAGGCGGACACAGGGACCUGCCCGAGGCACUCAGUCAGACGAAGUCCACAUCAUGCAGAAAGUUCUCAAGAACGAGCAAGUUUCACCUGAAGAAUGUGUUGUGGCCCUGAAUGAAUGUGAGUGGGAUGUGCAUCGUGCCCUAAAGUUGGUACAUCUCCAGCUUCUCUUGAUUGUUCACCGGGUGCCCAUAGAAGUAGCUCGCCAUACACUGGCCUCCUUCUCUUGGGACGUGAGCAAAGCUGCCUCCUACCUGAUGGCCACAAGAGGAAGUGAUGAGGACACGGCACAAGUUUGAUCUGCUGUGUCACUAAUGAAAGUUAUCCCGGUGUAAUGAUGACGGUUCUUUUUUAUGUAACUUAAUUAUUCAUUUUUCUUUUCAUUUAGGGGGGAAUUUUCAUUUCUUUAAGGCGUAUGCUUACUCAAUUUGUGUAUUCUGUAA